Bombina bombina (fire-bellied toad) is the source of this 1338-nucleotide messenger RNA. RefSeq names its product adherens junctions associated protein 1 (gene AJAP1). Gene Ontology annotation, cellular component: cytoplasmic side of plasma membrane; cell-cell contact zone; plasma membrane. Gene Ontology annotation, molecular function: beta-catenin binding. NCBI's taxonomy places the organism in Eukaryota, Metazoa, Chordata, Amphibia, Anura, Bombinatoridae. The record is from RefSeq and is a predicted model, not a curated record. The coding region runs from base 1 to 1164 and encodes 387 amino acids. The transcript has 6 exons.
AUGAGGUCAGGCCCUCCACUAGGAAGCCAUGUUUGGAUUUUAAUAGCCAUGUUGCAGCUAGCCAUUGAGUUUAUUAUUUGUGAAGCUGGAUCCCCAAAAGGUACAUACAAAUAUCUGCAGAGAUCUUCACUACAUCGUGGGAUACAUCAUACUACAUUGUUGAGUUUAAAAGGAGGACAGAAGUUGAAAAAUUUAAGUAAACUUUUUAAUCAGUUUACAAUAUAUGAACAUCUUGACUUUCAAGCAAAACCACAGCAUUUAAGAACAUACUAUAAGAACCAUUUGGACAAUAUUUUUUCUAGAAAUAUACAACUAAAACAUUUGACCAGAAUAAAGUCAAAUCCUUCCAUACAAGGAAUAACAAACACACUUAGAAAUACUCACCUGAAACGUGGUAAGAGACAGGUCCAAAGAACACACUGGGAUAGUUUGAAAUCGUAUUUGGGUAGUGAAAGUCAGCCAACAACAAUUUCUGAAUUCAUUUUAUGGGGGCCAACAGGGGAUGAUGAGUUGGUUGAGUCCAGCACAUUGCCUGGUAUUUUGGAGACCACAAGAACCUCAACUGCACAAACAAGAACAACUUUGUUGGAAACAACUACAACUACUACAACUUCCACAACAUCAGUUCGAGGUAUAACAUCGUCACAAAACCCAGGAAAUCAUAAACGUAAGAAAAACGCCAGUAGAAUCAGCACAACUGAACCUUCUCUUGGAAAUGGAAAAGCUGCAAGACCGCCAAGGAUACCCAAUGAAACAUCAGGUCUAGCGGUACACCAGAUUAUUACCAUCACUGUUUCCCUAAUCAUGGUCAUUGCAGCAUUGAUAACAACACUCGUCCUGAAAAAUUGCUGUGCACAAAGUGGAAAUGCCAGGCGUAACAGCCACCAGCGAAAGAUAAAUCAGCAAGAGGAAAGCUGCCAAAAUUUGACAGACUUCACACCAGCUCGAGUACCAAGUAACAUGGAUAUUUUUACUGCAUACAAUGAAACAUUGCAAUGCUCACAUGAGUGUGUAAGGACACCUGUGCCCGUGUAUACGGAUGAGGCAUUGCACCAAACAGGAGCUUAUAAGACUACGUUCAAUGGCAAUAGACCUACUUCUUCUGAUCGACACCUAAUUCCUGUGGCCUUUGUGUCUGAGAAAUGGUUUGAAAUCUCCUGCUGACUGGCUGAAGUUUGUUUUUCUUCCUGAUGGCAGGGCAGAUGCCAUGUUUCUAAUUCCUGGAUUCCAUUAGUAAACCUGUAGAAAUGACAGGUCUCUACUAUUUUUGUUUACCUUUGGAACUAACAGAACAGACUCUAUUGGACAGAUAUAUUUUUAUAUAUAAAAAAAAACUAC